UAACUCCCCCUCUAUAUCUCAUCCGGUCAUUUUGGCGGCACCAAAACCGCCACUUUUCCUUCCCACUCCCCACAUUCCACUUUCUUUAGUCGUCCUCUCUCUCUCUCUCUCUCUCUAAAGAUUUUGCACAAUUUCAUCACCGUGGAUUUAGCAGUUGCUUAAUAUAUACUGUGAAUAUGCACGUCCUGUUGACAGUUUUAAUUUGUUGAUUGUUAUUUCUUCCAUCAUAGAUAGAUGUACAGAGAGACUGAGGAGAAUGAGGGACUCUUCAGACACUUCUUCGUUCUCUCUCUCCAGCCUCCUCUGCCAUGAAGAUCAAUCUUGCUUAAAUCAAUUGGAAUUUGAAUCAAACACUUGCAUAGAUUCAGACCCAUGUUUUGUUUCUGUGGAUGAAGAUGAGUAUGUUGAGAACUUGGUCCGCAGAGAAGCUCGUUGCUUUGGAUCCAAAGGCUUUGUACCCUUUACUGAUUGCUCUGCCUCUGACAUAUGCUGGUUGAAAACUGCUCGCUUGGAUUCGAUUGAAUGGAUUUUCAAUACAGGAGGAAAUUUUGGGUUCCAAUUUCAAACAGUUUAUUUAUCUGUCACUUACUUUGAUGGGUUUCUUUCAAAGCGAUCCAUUGAUGAUGGGAAAUUGUGGGCUAUUCGACUAUUAUCAGUGGCAUGUUUAUCCUUGGCAGCUAAGAUGGAAGAAUGUAAAGUGCCAGCUUUAUCAGAGUUCCAAGUCCAAGAUUAUAACUUUGAAAGCAAGGUGAUUCAGAGAAUGGAGCUAUUGGUCUUGAACACAUUGGAAUGGAAAUUGGGUUCAAUCACUCCUUUUGCUUAUCUGCAUUACUUUAUCAAUAAAUUCUGUGCUGAAUCUAGACCCAAAGGACUAUUCUCUGAUGCUAUAAGACUCAUUGUGGCAAUGGCAAAAGAGAUUGAUUUAAUAGAUACUCGGCCGUCUAUCAUCGCAGCAGCCGCAGUUUUAGCAGCAUCUGAUGGUCAGUUAACUAGAAAAAUGCUGGAGCUUAAGAUGAGUGUGGUCUCAUUCUUGCAGUCCCAAGAAAAUUAUGUGAGUCUACUAAUUGUAAUUUGUUCAUUAAUUUGUGUCUCUGCCACUUGUUACUGUUCAUUAAUCUUAAUUAUGUUACCACUGCAACAGGAACAUAUAUUUUCCUGUUAUAAUCAUAUGCAGGAAAUGGUGGAAAGAAAAGAUAAGACACCACCCAAGUUUUCAAUUUCCCCUAGUGUGUUAGCAAUCCAUUCAAGCUCAAUGGAUGUGCUUGAAAAUUCAGUUGGGACUAAGAGAAGGCUUACCUUCAGUGACUCUGAUCACAGUUGUCCAACAAAGAAAAAUCACAAGCCAUAGUUAGCAGAUUUUCUUCAGCAAAGGGUUGAUUUGGGGCAAUUUUUUUAUUGGAUUAUAGAGAUUUUACAAGUGAAAAAAUGAUUCUUGGUAUUAGAUGGGGUUUAUAGGUCUAAUGAGUGUGUGUUAUCUACCAAUUUAUGGUAUAUAUGAUUUGGAAUUUGAUGAUUGGAGUUCCAAUUUCCAAUACCAAACAAAAGGUUUCAGCUGGUGACAACCAAGAGGAUAGAGAAAAAGGGAAAGUAAAUAAAUAAAAGAGGACAAGUACUACUUUAGCCUACAGUAAGAAGUUAAGAAGCUGACUGAUGUCCAAAGCCAUUAAGAAGGGAAUGAAUUCGAAGGCCAAGAGAGUGGUAGAAGGCCAUUGAUGACCCUUUUGUCUAUAGUAAAUCUUUAGUAAUAUUUGCUGUCAUAGUGCCACUAUUGCUCACCCACUUUUUUUUCUUUCCUUCUUUCAAUUUUGGUGUAAUUUUUUCUUGUUAUUAUUUUAUUAUUUCUAUGUUUCAUGAAAGUGAACAUUUAUUUAUGUACUUAUACAUCACUUGCUAACCCUACUUUUAUGGGGGCGCUUGGGAUGCUUCUUAUCUGUCUUUCAAAAGGCUGAAAGCCAUGAGGAAUGAAGAAUUGUUUUUGUUUGAUUUGAUAUAUCUGUGUUGCAUUUGGGCCAUUGAAAGUUAUAAAAAGGUGAGUGUGAUUAUAUUUGC
Messenger RNA from Prunus dulcis (almond), 2049 nucleotides. Its product is annotated as cyclin-D5-1. NCBI's taxonomy places the organism in Eukaryota, Viridiplantae, Streptophyta, Magnoliopsida, Rosales, Rosaceae. Gene Ontology annotation, cellular component: cytoplasm; nucleus; cyclin-dependent protein kinase holoenzyme complex. Bases 257 to 1348 code for a protein of 363 amino acids. The record is from RefSeq and is a predicted model, not a curated record. Gene Ontology annotation, biological process: mitotic cell cycle phase transition; regulation of cyclin-dependent protein serine/threonine kinase activity. The transcript has 4 exons. Gene Ontology annotation, molecular function: cyclin-dependent protein serine/threonine kinase regulator activity.